CUUUUCCAUGCUAUUUUUUGUAACCCAUUCUGCGAGCGGCCGUGCUGACCGGUUUUCACCAUGGCUCCCCCACGCACUGGCUAUGCCACUCUGAAGACUGUCAUGAUUUGCUUCAACGCCAUUGUCUUUGUUGUCGGCUGCACCAUGGUGGGAUUUGGCCUGUGGAUUAAACUGGGAAGCGCCUCCUUCGUCAGGGUCUUGGGCACCACCUCGGUGUACUUUGCCCACGUCGGGUACUUCUGCAUCGUGGUGGGCAGCGUGCUGGUCGUGCUGGGGUUCAUGGGCUGCUGGGGCGCAGUGAAAGAGAACAGAUGCCUCCUGCUGACGUACUUCUUAAUAAUGCUGGUCAUCUUCAACGCCGAAAUCACAGCAGCUGUCAUCGUAUUUGCUUUCACGUCGUUCGCUCGCAGCAUCGUCCUAGACAAAUCGCUGACUGCCUUGAAGAAGAAAUACAGCAGCUACAAACACGAUGAUAUCGUGUCCUAUGGCUGGAACGCAUUCAUGCUGAAGCUGAACUGCUGCGGGGUUCAUAACUACACAGACUUUUCCGGCUCUGCCUUUCAAAUACGGACCAAUCUGACUUAUCCCAAAAGCUGCUGCAAAGAUCCAAUGAGCUCCGCAUGCAACGGACGCAACAUCAGCAGUGUGGUCAUCAACCAGGAGGGCUGCUUCCCUAAGCUGGUUUCCCUGAUCAAAGAGAAGAGCCUAUUGCUUGGUGGAGCUGCCACUGGAGCUGCCCUGCUGGAACUAGCAGCUAUGAUGGUCUCCUUAAUGCUGUACGUUAAACUGGGAUGACAACAUUUGAGGAAACACAGCAGGAGGACUUCCCAAACACUUGGAAUUGUGUUGCAUCAGGGCCGGGGGGGGGGGAACACACACCACACUACCACAAAGCUGAAAUAGUAGCAAGCACUAACGAUCCUGCCCCAGAGCCGUCACUGCAACUUUGCCACUGACUUGCGUAGGAGCAAGACCAUUCAUUUGCCCAGUUUUCAAGCUCCAUAGUUACAGAACAGAAAAUCCUGGGAGCCAUAUCAAUAUACAGGAUCAAAGUUUCUCCAGAG
Messenger RNA from Gopherus evgoodei (Goodes thornscrub tortoise), 1064 nucleotides. It is a transcript of the gene TSPAN16, whose product is annotated as tetraspanin 16. Bases 61 to 795 code for a protein of 244 amino acids. The transcript is spliced from 8 exons. Lineage: Eukaryota; Metazoa; Chordata; Testudines; Testudinidae. The record is from RefSeq and is a predicted model, not a curated record. Gene Ontology annotation, cellular component: membrane.